AUGUGUCAUCUACAGCUGAGGACAUUGAUUUUUGUGGCCUGGGUGCUGGGCUACGUCGUCUUUCUGCACUCCAUAAGGAUGAUAUGGAGUGCUAAGUACGCGCGAGGUCCUCUGGCACGCUCACUUUUGGGAAAUCUGGUGAGCGAAGGUGAAGAAACAGUAAUGGAAACGCAAGAGUGGUACAAGUGCUGCCCUGACCUGCUCGGAGAGUCUCUGCGACCUCUGUUCAUUCAGAGUCAUCUCGAUUCAGGCACCAAAGCCUUCCUCAAGCAAAGCGUUGAGAAGUCCACCUGGUUGUUUACACAACUCUAUCAUUCUUUUGUAUCAAGUGUCCUCACACCUCUUGUUUCACGCACCUCCAUCAAUGGGUUUUUGGGACGCGGAUCUAUGUUUGUGUUUUCCGCGGAGCAAUUCCAGAAACUUCUCAAAGUCGGACCUGAUUGGAAAGCAGAGAAACUUCUGGACCUCGGAGCCGGUGAUGGUGCUGUAACAGAAAUUAUGAGAGGCCAUUUCAGAGAGAUAUUUGCCACUGAAGUCUCACCACCCAUGAAAUGGCAUCUCCAAAGGAGAAAUUUCAAAUUGAUGGGGAUCGACGAGUGGCAGCGGAGCGGCCUCCAAUAUGAUGUCAUAAGUUGUCUUAACCUACUGGACCGCUGCGAAGAUCCUCUCCUCCUCCUCGGAGACAUCAAGCGAUCGCUUGUUCCCCACACUGGGCGCCUCAUUCUGGCUGCUGUUCUUCCUUUCCAGCCCUACGUAGAAGUCGGUGGGAGAUGGCAGCGUCCGCAAGAACACCUAAAAGUACAAGGCAAAACAUGGGAGGAGCAAGUAACUCACCUGUCACAAGAUGUCUUUCAAAAGUCAGGAUUCGAGGUAGAAUUGUUGACCCGCUUGCCAUAUCUCUGUGAAGGGGACAUGUACAAAGAUUACUACGUUCUCGACGAUGCAGUUUUUGUUCUGAAGGCCUCAAAUAUAACUCAAGAGUUCAGACAAUGA
This is a messenger RNA of Nerophis lumbriciformis (worm pipefish), 993 nucleotides long. NCBI's taxonomy places the organism in Eukaryota, Metazoa, Chordata, Actinopteri, Syngnathiformes, Syngnathidae. The record is from RefSeq and is a predicted model, not a curated record.